CAGUUUACGCGCGUUCUAGCAUGGAUAACGGCAGAAAGUGUAAUGUUUUCGCGCAUUUGCGUCUUUUCUGCGGUUAUUCGUGUGUAAAUAGUGUCCUGCGAGUUUAGAGGUUUAGACGGCCUCAAUAUGUCCGUGUCUGUCAAGUGCAGCCCGUCUCCUCCGGAUGGAGCAAAACCAGAGAGCCGCAGGACGAAGAGAUCGACUACUGCUGUCAAUAACAUGGCCACAGAGCUUCCUCGUGUGAGGGAGAGGACACCUAUAAAAGACGGAAGCAGCCUGCAAGUGCGUGACGAUUUAAUCCCAGACGAGCUUCUCGCAACUUUAACGUCCACCACAUGUCCUCAAGACAGACUCGGACCCCUCAGAUUAACCAAAACUCCUAAGGACUUCAAGGUGUGUUUCAUGCACCGCCCUGAUGCAGUGUGGCACCAUCCCACUAGACGCAAGAAAUACCAAUACUUUCUCAACCAGCCAACCUCUCUGACUGGAGCUGGAAGAGACAUAUCCUUUCUCUGUGAUGCUCUGGUGUCUCAGAGGGACCAAGUGUCUCUCCCACAAAUGGCUGAAAGAAGCUCCCCUCAGCUUCAAGGAGAUCACAAUGAUUGGAGUUCACUGGAAACUUUAAUCCCAGAAGAAUAUCACAUCAUAAAAAACAAAGGCCUUGAGGGACUGCAGUGCUAUGAAGACAAAUUCACAGUUCUCCUAGAAGAUGACAAGAAGAAGCUAAGAGUCUUUCCAUCAUUGAAACCAAGCGGUCGUCUUGAGGUGAUUCAGUUAAUGCAGGUGAUGGACAAAAUGUUGGUAAAAGCAGGUGUCAAUCAAGAGUUUCAAGAGCUAACCGAACUCUCGCAGAUUGAAAAUUUACUGGAGCUGGUUCGAAUUGAGCAGAACAUCUACAACAUAGUAUUCCACGAGCUAAUCCGCCAGGUCAGCGUUGAAUGUGCCGAGAGGGGUCAGCUCCUUGCCAAGCUCAGGCAGAGGUAUGUGUCUCUAAUUGACCGCAUCCCACGGCAGGUGAAGGGUCUGCACACAGAAACCUUAGCGCAGAAGGCUCUAGACCGCCGGCUCACUGAAAACAUCAUUCACUUCAAAAGCUCCAUUGCAAAGCUCAAUAUGGACCUGAGUUCUUUGAAACAACAUGAUGAGAGUGUGUCCAAAGAGGCAGAGGAAACCAAAGAGGAGCUUGCUAAAGCCCUGGAGGAGUCACAACGCAAUGCAAAUAUUGUGGCAGAAUACCAUGAGCUUUAUGAGCUGCAGAGGAGAAGACUUGAAGGACAGAUGUCCCAGCUAUAUGAUGAAGGAGACCUCUGGAGAAAAGCCACCUACAGUCUUGCAGUCAAGAUAGUAAAGAUAAAUAAACUUUAUCUGGUCAGACGGCUAAAUAUUAGUGAGCAGACCUGGGCCAAUACUGCAGAUCGUUUCACUGGUUUCCUAACAACGAAGGACUCGGAGGAUGUAUCCCAUAUCAUGGAAUUGACUGACCGAUGGAAAGAUAAACUGACCAACUUCAUGAAGAAUCUCAGAAAGGCUGAAAGCAACCAACGCGAGACCAUCAAAUCUGUCAAUGCUAAUUUUGUCAAGUGGCACAAAUUUUAUGAAGACAAAUCAAGGAACCCUAAUAUGAAAGUUGACGAGCUGUCUGAAGACCUGAAGCAAUGGUCAAAGGUGUUGAUGCAGCAGUGUGAGCGUUAUGGAGGGGAGGACCUAGUGUCUGGUCAGGAAACACUUGAAAUGUUAACUAGCCUACAAGAGUCCUGGGUUGAGGUUUGCCUCCAGCUCUUUAGGAGACACCCUGGUCUAGAUGGAGUGCCACCUAAAGGCCAGGAGGCCAUGAGGGAGCUGGCAAAGACCAUCACUGAGCUCCAGAAUCAACUGGGAAUCCGUAUCAAUGGAGAAAGUGGUAUUCACGCAACGCUAAUGUUGCUUAUUGAAACUAUGGAGUUCUGGUCGAGAAGAUUAAAGGCCUUGAGUGCACUUCCAGAGGAGCAGUCUUCGGGUGAUUCGCUUAUGUUGGAAGAAGCUCUUGGCAAGAUGAUGAAUAUGUCUGAUGAGGCUCUUCUGCUAGUGGACAGCACACAGUUAGAACGUGACAGGGCUAAAAAGAAACCCCACACCAAGAUUGAAUUGGAUGAUGUCUUCAAGACAAUGAAGGAAUUCCUGUUCUCUCAAGAAAACUUUUUCCACUGUGAAAAUAUGAGGCUUCGUGACGAGGUAGCUUCACUUCACACAAAGCUGAUUCGCUGGAUGGUGGACCUUCUGCUACUAAUGGUGCCAGUCCAUUAUGAUCAGGAACCGUAUCUUCCAAUGCCCGAAUUGAACGUCAUUGUGGACGUGUCUGUUGAGAAGCUAGAGGAGGAUGCUAGGAACCUCUCUGGGAAGCUUGACUACUUUUCUAAGUAUAUCACAAGCUCUUGUCAGGCUGUUGUGGAGGAGGUGAUCCGGAAGAAAACAACUGACACAGAGAAUGAGUUGUAUCAACUAGCCAAACUUCAGAAAGAGUGUGGUGAGUGGGUGGAGACCUGCCGGAUACUACUGUCAGAUGUGAAGGGAAACAUGGUAGAACUGCAGUUGUCUGGAAAAACUGUAACACAGCCUGUCGAGCAACAACCAGAGGAACUUACCGAAGAAGAAGAGGAACCAGCCAUGAAAGAUUCCAUUGGGUCUUAUUCUUUCCAAAGAGCUGAUGAAUAUGAGGAUGAAGCAGCCAGCAGACAUGACAAAGAUGGCUCAGUCAUCAAGCUAGUUGGUUAUGAUGGCAAUAUCACUGAGAAGAACUUAGGAGAGUACACCGUCCAACUUAGAGGGACUGAAGAACUUGUGCUGUCUCCUCACACUGAAAAUGCCCGGGAUGCCUUCAAUGCAUUAGAAACAGUGAGAGCUCUUCAACAAGAGCUUCUAGAGGUUGAAACACGGGCUAUAAGUGCGGAGGAACGAGCGUUAAAGGCAGAGGAAGACCUACAGGCAGCUCUGGACAAGAUACAAGAUCUGGAGAGGCAGUUACAGGCUCGUCCCAGUGUGGAGACCAAGUUGAGCAAGAAGAAGGUUCCACCAGCACCCAAGACCCCCAGCACCCCUGUUGCAACUUCUGAAGCUCAGAAGACAAGAAGUCCGAAAUCUGAAGCCAGCUCGAAACUGUCCAGAGACAAGAAACACUAAAUGCGAAUAAAAAAACGUACUAGAGCUCAUGUGGGGCAAAGUAAUAAAGUAUUUAAUAGACA
Molecule: messenger RNA, 3218 nt
Organism: Rhinichthys klamathensis goyatoka
Lineage: Eukaryota; Metazoa; Chordata; Actinopteri; Cypriniformes; Leuciscidae
Gene: axdnd1
Product: axonemal dynein light chain domain containing 1
Exons: 25
Coding region: 127-3156 (1009 amino acids)
Source: RefSeq, a predicted model, not a curated record